This is a messenger RNA of Lachancea sp. 'fantastica', 231 nucleotides long. Lineage: Eukaryota; Fungi; Ascomycota; Saccharomycetes; Saccharomycetales; Saccharomycetaceae. The record is from the annotation of a GenBank genome assembly.
AUGGUCUCCACGCCCGAACUCAAAAAGUAUAUGGACAAGACCGUAUAUUUGCAAUUGAAUGGAUCCCGGAAACUUAUAGGAGUGCUUCGUGGGUUCGAUAUUUUCCUGAACGUGGUUUUGGACGAUGCGGUCGAGAUCCGCAAGGACGGCACCAAGGCCCCCAUUGGCUCGCAAUCUGUGAUUCGAGGCAACUCCAUAGUUUCCAUAGAAGCACUAGAGACUCUGGCUUAG